AGGGAGGAGGGUGGUGUCCGGCCCUGUGUUUUGAACGUCUCGAUGCGGGUAGCUCACUAUUUAGCAGGAAAGUGAGAGGGCCUCUAUCCUGGCAGUGGAGUUCGUGUAUGGAGAGGAGGAUCCGUAUGUGGCAGAAGCUAACAGGAGGCAGCAGUGGUGACGGCAGAGUAGGACAAAUGAAACAAGGAGAGCAGCUGUCCGUAAUGGUGCCGCAGAGAAUCUGAGUGACCUAGUGAGAUGGGACUGCUGCAGUAAUAACGCUCCUAGACUGUCUUCCUGGCACUCUCAGGCGUCCAUCCCCCCAGAAGAUUGGUAUAGUUGAAAGUGCUUCUCAUAUAUUUGAGGAAGAACAGAUUGGUGAUUCGAUGGUGGAUCAAUAAGUAGCUGUUGUAUUAAGAGAAUAAGAAGAUAUUUUGGGAUUGGGAAAGAAGUGGAUUUUCACCCUAGUCUAGCAGCUUUGCUGCUCACUUAAACACAGAUGAAUGAAGACCCCAUUUGGAAAAUCACCAGGUCAGCGGUCCAGAGCUGAUGCAGGUCAUGCAGGAGUCUCUGCAAGCAUGAUGAAGAAAAGAACUUCCCACAAAAAGCAUAGAAACAAUGUUGGACCAAGCAAACCUAUUUCUCAGCCACGAAGAAACAUUGUAGGCUGCAGAAUACAACAUGGCUGGAAAGAAGGGAGCGGACCUGUAACACAAUGGAAGGGCACGGUUCUUGAUCAAGUUCCUGUAAAUCCCUCUCUCUAUCUUAUAAAGUAUGAUGGAUUUGAUUGUGUGUAUGGACUAGAACUGCACAAAGAUGAAAGAGUUUCAGCACUUGAAGUCCUUCCAGAUAGAGUUGCUUCAUCUCGAAUUAGCGAUGCCCACCUGGCAGACACAAUGAUUGGCAAAGCUGUGGAACACAUGUUUGAAACAGAGGAUGGCUCAAAGGAUGAAUGGAGGGGGAUGGUCUUGGCUCGAGCUCCUAUUAUGAACACGUGGUUUUAUAUUACUUAUGAGAAAGAUCCUGUCUUAUACAUGUACCAACUCUUAGAUGACUAUAAAGAAGGUGACCUUCGCAUUAUGCCUGAUUCCAAUGAUUCACCUCCUGCAGAACGGGAACCAGGUGAAGUUGUGGACAGCCUGGUAGGCAAACAAGUGGAAUAUGCCAAAGAAGAUGGCUCAAAAAGGACUGGCAUGGUCAUUCAUCAAGUUGAAGCCAAACCAUCUGUCUAUUUCAUCAAGUUUGAUGAUGAUUUUCAUAUUUAUGUCUACGAUUUGGUAAAGACAUCCUAGACAUCUUCGUGAACUUUUGCCAAAUGUGUGGAACUAUUAAAUGCAAAAUUUGUAGACACAAAGACUUGACUGUUUUUCAGUUAAAUGAAAGCUUAAAUGUCCCUGUGAACUCACAGUCUCUGACAGCAAAACUUUUUUGUUCUGAAUAUAAAUUUAUGUGAAUAUCACACAUUUUACAUUAGAGAGCUCCUUUUCUUGAAAGAAGUUGAUAUAUUUGGAUGGGAGGGAUUUAAAAGCAAAGAACAACUGCAAAUUGAAACUGUGUGAAGUCAAUCUAGUAUUGUAAUCUAGAUAAUUUUUUUUCAUAGAUUUUAACUUUUUCUUCAACGUUACACUCACCUGUUCAACUGCCACAUGCAAGUGUAGUUGGCUAUUUUCAAUAUGCCUUCUUUUGUAACAUUAAAUUUAAUUUCUUGGCUACUGGCAGUCCUUGUUUUGUGGGUUGGGGCAGAGGCAACUCUUCUGAAAUGUUUAAACAGUAAGGAGUGCCUAACUCAAGUAACAUCAAUCUACUGUUUUUCUACACUUUGUUUCAAAUUAAACUUCUUAAGAACUUGCAGUACAUGGAAACACUUCUGCAUUUUUUACUAGUCACGGAGCAGUAGAAUAUCAAGUAUUUGACUUCUGCAUCUUUCAGUGAAAAGGCUUUUAAGCUAUAAAAAUAUAUUUAAUCUGUAUAACCUGUUAAUUGGAAAAUGCAGGUUAAGGGCCUGUGUUUACAAGUUGUAGGAACCAGUAAAAUACAUACAACGAAGCUACCUUUAAUCCUAAAAGUUGUAUUUUGUUUUGUUAUAUGCAUUUCUUAGCAGAACCCAAAUGCUUGGUGCCACAAGUUUAGCAGUAUAUAUGGUAGAGAAGACUUUAGACUACCCAUUGGCAACCAGUAGUCUCUAAUUUAAUAUCAGAACCUAGAAACCUAGAUGUUUGUGUGUGGACUUAGAAAUCUAAUAGUAGUUAAUCUUUUAAAAGGUAAAUACAAUCUUGUGGGAGUGGGGGUCCUUUUACGCUGAAGACCUCCUUUAGCAAAGGAGAAGCAUUUGUUGCCUUCUGCUCAGUCUGCUGUAUUCCUUUGCUUUGUUUUGGGGUUUACUAUUGGUUUUAACCAUUUUGGUUCAAUAAAGCAUCUUCUCAAUGCAUUCUUUUUCUGGCUUUUCCACAUAAGGAGUGUCCAGACAAAUCUACAAUCUGUUGUUGUCUUUUGUGGUGUAUGCUGUAUACUUUAAGGUAUGCUAUUAACAUGAAUUUCAUUCUAAGAAUACUAGAGUUCUGCAUGCCAGUGGUGUACUACCUAAUGGGAGCUAUAGACAGUUUCAGUGGUUCAGUCAUCUGCAUUAGAUUGUGGAUAUAAACAGCACCCCACAACAGCAGAAUCUUUUUACAGUUUUAAUCUUGUAAGAUAGUUGUAAAUCAAGGUUAGGGUAUUUGGUGUUUUUUAAGUUUAGCAAAUUUUUAAUAGUAUCAGAAUUAUAACAAGGAUCAGUACAGCAACAAAAUUGUCAUGGUAAAUCAGAACUCUACAAGCUUCAAAGCAAUGCUUCACAGAAAUACUGUGUGAAGAAUAUGAAUACAGUCAACACUGUUCAUAGAAAGAAGGAAUACAUAGAUAAUCAACCUUAUGAUGUUAGUGGAGGGAUGCAGGAAAUAUACUGUUAAUCAGAGACCAGAGGUCUGUCCUCUAUUGUGGAUAUUCUUCAUAUCAAAGACUCAGCAGUUUCAGUCCCUUUCUGUCCAUUAUUUUUGGCCUGAUUUUCAUAUUUUAGCCUUAAGGCUCGUGCAUCAUUAUCCUGUAAUGGUAAUAUGGUAAUACUAUAUAAUAUAUAUGGUAAUACUAUAUAAAUAUGGUAUCUUAAUUCUUUGUCCCUUGCUACUGUAUUGCAUUAUGUCCUGUAUUUCAUUAUGGGCAACAAAAUUGUCUUUCCAUUCACAGCUUCUCAAUCCAGUCUUUAAGCACCGAGUCAAUACAUUUUCAUUGUGUUUUGAACAAAGUGAGCAGAUUUGCAACAUGAUGCUUUCAUCCUGCAGAUCUUUUAUGUGCUUUCUAUUGACUCUUAAGAGUCCUGCAUGUAAAUCUCAAAGCUGAGCCUGGCUCCAUGAGCCCGAGUUGAUAUUUAUGGCACAAGAACAACUGUACUGAUUGCACACAAAAUGCAUUAAUAACUUGGUAAAAUGAAUUUUGGGCUUUGCAUCUAAGGAAUACAAGGUUUGUUUUGCAAUAUUUCAGGUUUAGAUCUACAGGAACAUUUUUUUAGCAUCUGACUUGCAUUUGCGGAUUUUAUGCAAGCCACUCUAUAUACCACGUAUUUUGUUAAUUAGAAUAUAAUCUAUACACCAUCAAAUAUUAUUAUUGUUUUUAGAUGUCCCCAUUGUCUGUCGCAUGGGUUUUUUCUUUUAUUUUUUUUCUCAAGAUGUAGUGGGGGGGGUGUUUUUGUUUUCAUGUUUUGGGUUUUUUUAAAUUUUUUUUUUUCUAGUAGCUUAAACCUCCUUUUUGAGACUAAUUCCAGUCCCUGCCAUCUGCUUUGGGCUUUAUUUUAGGCUCAUGUUUCAGAUCUGCAUGCAGUGCUUGCAUUACCCUAGUAACUACAUGUUGGCUAUUUGUUCUAGGAGUUCAACAUUGUUUUCCAAAUUUAUCAUAGGUCUUGUGAUGGCAUAAGCCAUGGAUCUUUGUAUAAAAGUUACUGGCACCUCUCAUUUACUUGUUGUAAUAUUGUUAUAUAUUGUGUGUGUGAUUGUCAGGCCAUCAUGUAAAACUUUUUAAAAGGAAAAAAAAACACCAUACCUUUAAAUGCAGACCAUCCUUUUUUGCAUGCUUAGAAGAUUAGAAUGUUCAAUGUAACAAACUAAAGUUGCAUGUUAUAAUGUUUAGGUUUGGGGUUUGCUUUGUUUUUAUUUUGUGCUCAUUUUUUUGUGAAUUUGCUUAUUGUGCUGUUUGAAUGGUUGUUAGUAGGAUUAAAUGCACUGGUGAGGCAAAUGUGCCAACUGAAGGUAAUUUUCCAGUUGUAUGUAUCAUACAGCAUUUAAAGGGACCAUGUAUUCUGUUCAAGAAUAAAUAACAGGAACUGAUAAGUAAAACACUACUGUUUUUCCUUUUGACUGCCAAACCCUAAACUAAGGUGGACUACAUUGGAAUGGGCUGCCCAAGGAGGUGGUGGAGUCACUGUCCCUGGAGGUGUUCAAGAAAAGACUGGAUGCGGCACUUAGUGCCAUGGUCUAGUUGACUGGAUAGCGCUGGGUGAUAGGUUGGACUGGAUGAUCUUGGAGGUCUCUUCCAACAUGAUUGAUUCUAUGAUAUAUUUUCAGGGAAAUCCUAUUAAUUGAAUUGGAUAUUAUCCUUCAUUAAAAUAAUUAUUUUAAAAUGGAGGCUUUAUCUUCAGAUGGAAUAGAUUACAGUUGCUUCAGGGAAAAAGAAUGAUGGUAAAAGCAGUUUCUGGUUCCUUGAAAAUGCUGUGCUUUUUGUAUUUUACAUCACUAGUGCAAUUUGGAUGGUUCUUAGUAUGUGUAUAGUUCAAAGGUCUUCGUGUUCACAUUUUAGAAUUAGAUAAUGACUUCAUCUUUAGAGCUCAGUUUCAUUGUUUUUAUUUCUCUGCAUUUAGAAGUAUAACCACUUUAAAUCUGUUAAUUCUGUAAGUAAUUUUUAUAAUUAUGAUGUAACUCUAUCCUUAAAACAUUUAAAAUAAAUCAUUUAUGUGCAACUCACAA
This is a messenger RNA of Pogoniulus pusillus (Red-fronted tinkerbird), 4967 nucleotides long. Its product is annotated as spindlin-Z. The transcript has 6 exons. Gene Ontology annotation, biological process: gamete generation. Bases 483 to 1271 code for a protein of 262 amino acids. NCBI's taxonomy places the organism in Eukaryota, Metazoa, Chordata, Aves, Piciformes, Lybiidae. The record is from RefSeq and is a predicted model, not a curated record.